Symbiodinium natans is the source of this 1248-nucleotide messenger RNA. NCBI's taxonomy places the organism in Eukaryota, Dinophyceae, Suessiales, Symbiodiniaceae. The record is from the annotation of a GenBank genome assembly.
AUGGCGAGCGACUUGGAGUUAGAGGAGCUUGACCCGAGCGGCCACGAUCAACUUGCGGGCUUGCCUCAGCACGAUCAGGCGUGCGAGUCUCACGAGCCUGAAUCAGAAGACGAGCUGCUCCACGAAUGCGAUGUCUACUUGAACCGAAUGUACGACCCUCCAGACUUUGUCGGCGACAUGUAUGUUCUGCAAUAUCCCCUCAGACCUAGCUACAGACCUUAUGGGGAUCAAGGAGUGCUGGACAAGGUUGAGCUUAAACCAAAGUCUCGUCGGCUGCGAUUCGUGUACAAGCUGCAUCAAAACGACCACUACGCGGAAGAGGAUGUCAUGCAAGAAAAGUACGAGCAGCGGCAUACAUUAAAUUCAACUGUUGCAGCAAAUCCUGCAUGUAGCUACGCUGUGGGUGUCAUUCGCCAGGGUCGCAUGACACUGACACCUAUCCGCGCAGUGAAUCAAUUAAGACCAGACUUCGAGGACUUCGAGAAGUUAAAGUCGAAGCAGACAGCCGGGGUCACCGGCGUCACGGUCGAUCCAGAAGGAGCGGGAGGAGCUGCAGAGAAAGCAUCUGACAGUGGGGAGGAAGAGCCUGGUCAGAGUGAACCGGCGGACAUUCCCAUGGCCCCAGUGCGGGUGGAGUACAUCAGCAGCAGAGGUGCACAGAGCGCAGCUGAAAACAAGGCAGCUGACACAGAAGAUGCAUGGAAGAGGCUCGACUUCUUCGAUGCAACUUCACCUGAAUCUGCAGACAUCUACCUACAGCACAUCGUAUUUGCAGCCAAUGAAGCAGCUGAGGCUGACAUGGAAGGACACGCCCCAGACCAUCCGAAGUUGCAGCCGCUUGAGCUGGACGGUGACAAUGUUUCCUUUCUGAAGUCGAUGUGCGGACAUGCGGAGGAGCGUAGCCGACUUCGGCAGCUGCGACAGAAGGCGUCCAUGAACCAAGAUGGACUCAGCUCCUACGUCCUCAGCAAGAUGCCCGUGGAGAGGCAAGUCGAAGCCGUCGUGAGACACCUAGGAGUCGCCUCCUUCGCACAGCUGCGCAAGCGCCUGCCGCCGAGCACCACGAGCGCACUCCGGAAGGGCUCCGAGGGCUCCGACCCACUCGACCCACUCCUGAGUCUGCUCAGAAACUGUGCCAUCCUGGUCUGUGGGAACUGGGUCUUGAAAUCCAAGCUGGCUAACUUUGAGGGCAUGGAGGGCAACGCACGUGACCUGCUGCUGGCCUUGCUGAACAAGAGAGCUCCUUGA